This is a messenger RNA of Aedes aegypti (yellow fever mosquito), 1455 nucleotides long. Its product is annotated as saccharopine dehydrogenase-like oxidoreductase. The transcript has 3 exons. Bases 46 to 1401 code for a protein of 451 amino acids. The record is from RefSeq and is a predicted model, not a curated record. Lineage: Eukaryota; Metazoa; Arthropoda; Insecta; Diptera; Culicidae. Gene Ontology annotation, cellular component: plasma membrane; mitochondrion; lipid droplet. Gene Ontology annotation, biological process: glycolipid biosynthetic process.
UAGCCACAUCCUGUUAAUCAUUCAUAUUUAGGAAAUAGCAAUUAAAUGGCGACAAAGGAUGCGUUUACAAUUUAUCCUCCAAUCCAAUCUUACAUUUUAGCAAUUCGAAACAAUCAGAACAUGUCCUCCAAGCGCCCGCUAGAUGUGAUCAUUUUCGGCGCAACCGGUUUCACCGGUAGCCAUACCGUUUACGAAUCAAUUAAACUAUUGGAGGAUCUUAAAUGGGGUGUUGCCGGCCGGAACGUGAAAAAACUGGCGCAAAUUCUCCAGGAAGUUGGCCAAAAAGCCGGAGUGGAUCUGUCGCAAACUCCGAUGGUGAUCGCUGAUGUGGAAGAUCCUGACUCACUGAAGAAAAUGGCUGAACAGUGUCGGAUCGUGGUCAACUGCUGUGGUCCCUAUCGGUUAUACGGUGAACCGGUUGUGAAGGCGUGCAUCGAAGCCGGCACCCACCACGUGGAUAUUAGUGGCGAAGCUCAUUACAUGGAACGGAUGCAGUUGCUAUACCACGCCCCAGCUCAACAGAAGGGUGUCUAUGUUGUAUCGGCGUGUGGUUUCGACAGCAUUCCGGGAGAUAUGGGUAUAGUGUUCUUGGAGAACAAAUUCCAAGGAACUGUCAAUUCGGUUGAGACGUUUCUGGAGAAAUCGUUACAAUCGGGAGGCGGAGCACUGGUUCACUACGGCACGUGGGAGUCGGCCAUUCAUGCCUUAUCCGACAUAAAAGGAUUACUAGCUCUGAGGAAACAACUGUUCAAAUCGAGACUUCCCAGCUUUCAACCAGUUCUAAAAGCUCGUCCAGUACUGCACCGCAGCAAGUUUGUAAAUGGUUGUUGGUGUCUUCCACGUCCCGGAACAGACCAAUCUGUAGUAAGGCGAACGCAACGAUACUUCUAUGAGAAGUACAAGAAACGCCCAGUGCAAAUGCGCGCUUAUUUGACCUUUUCAUCCUUUUUUGAGGUACUUUCCGUGAUACUUGUCGGCACCGUAUGCGGCCUUUUGACUUGGUUCAAGUUUGGACGGCGACUGCUGUUGAAGUAUCCACGAUUCUUCUCAGCCGGUUUGGUGUCCCACGAGGGUCCAUCGGAAGAAGCGUUAAAAAAUACGGAAUUCACCAUCUACAUUGUGGGUGAAGGAUGGGACCGCAGUGGAAACCAGCUGGACUCUUUUGAGGAACCACCGAACAAACGGCUCGUUGUCAAGGUAUCCGGUACAAAUCCAGGCUACGGAGCAACUUGUGUGGCGCUGCUGCUUUCUGCAAAGACCAUCCUGUACCAGAGCGACAAGAUGCCAGCGUCGGGAGGAGUGCUUACACCAGGAGGUGCCUUCUACAAUACCAACUUGAUUGAAGAGCUUUGCAAAAAUGGAUUUAAGUUUGAAACCGUCAAUGUUGCCACUGAUAAAUAGGCUUCUUUCAUAUUUAUUUUUUAGUGAUGAGUUGAAAUGUUUUAAAAAUUUAUA